AUAUGUGGGUAGAUUAAGUAAUCAGGCGCCGACUGAAUGUGGGUAGGUUUAUUUCUGUCUCUUUUAAUAAAUCCUAUACCGAACGGACGUGUUUCCUUGGUCUCAUCAGCUCAGAUCCAUCUCCUGGCCUGAAGGCAUAUUUAUCAGUGGCGACGGGACUGUGAUCUACGUGUGGAAUAUUUUAGUGUUGUGGUUUAGUACAUUGCAGUGAAUAAAAACAGUAAUAAUGGCAGUCGGAAAGAUAGCCCCUUUCGAUAUGGACAAAGAUUGUUGGGACUUAUACGUGGAGCGUUUGGAACAAUAUUUUAUAGCGAAUACAGUGAGUGAAUCGGUUAAAGUGGCUACCUUAAUUACGGUGGUAGGCAGGGACGCGUAUGAACUUAUGGUUAAUUUGUGUACGCCGGCCCGCCCGGCAACAAAGACUUUUGAUCAGUUGAAGGCCAUCAUGAAAUCGCACUUGCAACCUAAACCGAGUGUAUUAGCAGAAAGGUUCAAAUUCCGACAACGACGCCAAGCAAGUGAUGAGAGCAUAGCGGAGUAUGUCGCGGCGUUGAAGAAAAUGUCAAUGACUUGCAACUUUGGCGCGGACUCAUUGCAAGACAAUUUAAGGGACCAAUUUGUUUGCGGUUUAUCGAAGGAUGUUAUACGACAGCGACUAUUCGCGGAGUCGCGCGCGACGUUCGAGAAAGCAUUCAAAUUAGCCGUAACGAUAGAUUCGGCCGAGACGGAAUCGGCGGUUAUGGAAAAGCGAGUAGACAACCAUGGAGGAAGUACGGGUGUCUACCAGGUGGCCUCGAGCUGGGGGCGAGGGAGCUACGGUAACGGUGAAGCCGCCGGGGGACGGAAGGUCACGGGGGCUACGCGAGGCGGGGCAGGCACCGGGCGCGGCGCGAGCGGCCGCGGCGGACGACGCGGGCCGGGCGCCACGGGCGCCGGCCGUGGGCGCGGCGCGCACGGCAGCGCUGCUGGCUGCAAGACGUGCGGCGGCAGUCAUGACUCCAACACGUGCAAAUUUAAGGCGUACGUGUGUCGGGUGUGCAACCGAGAUGGACAUCUGAAGAGGAUGUGUCCGAGACUACGCGAGGAACAGUUGUUCGCGUUGUAUGACGGAGGCGCGGACGGGCAGGUGGCGUGA
Messenger RNA from Cydia splendana, 1135 nucleotides. RefSeq lists its product as uncharacterized. The record is from RefSeq and is a predicted model, not a curated record. The transcript has a single exon. Gene Ontology annotation, molecular function: nucleic acid binding; zinc ion binding. NCBI's taxonomy places the organism in Eukaryota, Metazoa, Arthropoda, Insecta, Lepidoptera, Tortricidae. Bases 227 to 1135 code for a protein of 302 amino acids.